Messenger RNA from Cucurbita maxima (winter squash), 2481 nucleotides. Its product is annotated as zinc finger CCHC domain-containing protein 7-like. Gene Ontology annotation, molecular function: nucleic acid binding; zinc ion binding. NCBI's taxonomy places the organism in Eukaryota, Viridiplantae, Streptophyta, Magnoliopsida, Cucurbitales, Cucurbitaceae. The transcript is spliced from 11 exons. The coding region runs from base 24 to 2054 and encodes 676 amino acids. The record is from RefSeq and is a predicted model, not a curated record.
UGAUUCAGUUUCGAAUUUGGAGGAUGGGGAGGAGAGGCAAGCAGAAGAAGUUCAAGUUCGAGGAAGACGAAGACGAAGACGAACUGAAAGAGAGGGCUUCGAAGACUACCGUUGUGGUGAGCAGUGACGACGAAGAGGCCAAUGAAGAUUUCAGCCUCAAGAUUGUUGAGAAGGCUUUGAGAUUGCGCUCCGGAAAGUUGGUCCGCUUUCCCGACCAUAAUCAGGUUGGUAACCGUGAACGGAGUGGUAAUGGAGAUGUUGACGGUGUUGGAGUUGUCGAAGUGUCUUCGUCGCCUUUGGGGGAUGCUGACACUGGUGCCGGAACUAGCGGAACCAGCGUCGAUGUCAUCGCUGCUGCUUCUGAGGCGCGGGAAUUGGGGAGUAAGAAGUCAGCGAAGAAGAGGAAGAGGAAAGUUAAGAAGCUGGAAACUGAAAAGCCCCCCGUGGUUGUCACAGAAGGAGAGAAAAUCGAUACAAUUCCAUUGAUAGAUCAAGUUGAUUCGGAGGAACCAAAAAUUACUGAAAUCGAGACAACUCCAUUGAUAGAUCAAGUUGAUUCGGAGGAACCAAACAUUACUGACACAACUAAUAAUAACGUGUUUAGGAAACUUCUUCGUGGACCAAGAUACUUUGACCCUCCAGAUAGUUGGGGAGCGUGCUAUAAUUGUGGUGAGGAAGGUCAUAAUGCUGUCAGUUGCACAUCAGCUAAACGGAAGAAACCAUGCUUUGUCUGUGGAAGUCUGGAGCACAAUGCAAGGAGUUGCUUAAAGGCACGAGACUGCUAUAUUUGCAACAAAGUUGGGCAUCGUGCAAAAGACUGUCCAGAGAAGCAUUUGAAGGUUUCUUCAAGCUCAAAAAUAUGUUUAAAAUGUGGAGAUCCUGGGCAUGAUAUGUUUUCUUGCCAAAGUAGUUAUCCAGAUGAUGAUCUCAAGAACAUACAAUGCUACAUUUGUAAGAAAUUAGGCCACUUAUGUUGUGUGAAUUCCACCAGCGACACUUCAGUAGACAUUUCCUGCUAUAAAUGUGGACAGGCUGGACAUACUGGUCUGGCAUGCUCGAGAUUACGUGGGGAAGCCUCUGCUGCUGUAUCAGCCAGCUCAUGCUAUAGAUGUGGUGAAGAAGGGCAUUUUGCCCGUGAGUGUACAAGUUCCGCCAAGGGUGGCAAGAAGAAUCGUGAGGAAGCCUCUGGUGCUGCAUCACCUAGCCCAUGCUAUAGAUGUGGUGAAGAAGGGCAUUUUGCCCGUGAAUGCAUUAGUUCCGCCAAGGUAGACAAAAAAGCAGGGCCUUUUGUCCGUGAAUGCACAAUUUCUGCCAAGCUUGCUCAGGGCGGCAAGAAGAAUCGGGAGGAUGCCUCUGGUGCUGCAUCACCCAACCCAUGCUAUAGAUGUGGUGAAGAUGGGCAUUUUUCCCGUGAGUGCCCAAGUUCCACCAAGGGUAGCAAGAGGAAUAUUGAAGUAGCUUCUGGCGCUGAGUCAACUAACUCAUGCUAUAGAUGUGGUGGAGAAGGGCAUUUUGCCCGAGAGUGCACAAGUUCCACCAAGGGUUGCAAGAAGAAACGUGAUUUAUCGAACCCUAAAUCGAGGUCAAAAACAGAAAUGUACCAUAUGGGGUCAAAAUCUGCACCUCAUAAUCUUGCAAAGGCUCAUAGCAAGAAGAAAAAGAUAAACUAUGAAGAAAAAUACACUAACCUGCCUAGGAAGUCAGGACAAAAGGGUCGCUGGAUGAUGGAGGAUCCGGGUUCUCGCAACUUCUUCAAUGGCACAUCCAUGAAUAAUAACUGGAAUUCUCCCGUUACACCAUCUCGGUGGGAUCAUGGUUAUUAUACGGAAUACCCUGGUCAAUAUGCAAGCCCUCAAUUUUCUGGUCGCUAUGCAAGCCCUCCUCGAUCUUCCGGUUACUAUGCAAGUCCUCAAUCUCUCACAAGGGAGCGCACAUUACAUCCAGGGACUCCAAUGUCAUUCCAAUCCAGUAUAGCGCCUCAGAACGGAUUCUCGGCAUCUAGAUUUGGGGGCUUUAGCAAUGAAGGAAGAAGGAAAAGCUAUGGAUGGUGGUAGAAAGUCUUAUUUGAUUAGAGUGAUUGGUAGCUGUGGGAAAGAUAUACUGCUCAAAGAUUUGUUAUUUUGUCUAGUGAUUUCAUCGCAUAAUAUAAGAUAAUUAUGUCUUGGACGGUGACAUCGUGACAUCGAACACGAGCGACAUGGAGCAGGCUCAACACUCUUCUGCAUUGUUGUUGUACAUUGCUAUGAAAAUCUGAAAGGCAAAUAGCUUCUGCUCUGUUAUUACUUGGCGUUCCCAUGGCUCUUCUUCUGUUUCUUGUAGAUGAUUGAACUUGAGCUACAUCCUAGAUGUCAAUAGUUUAUUUUAGUUAGUGUGAAUUCCAGUAAUUUAAAGUACUAGUUUGUGUAAUGUACAAUUUCUGAAUUCUCCAAGGAAAGUUACAAAUUUGAUUUUUUAUUUUUUUUUUAUACUAGAAGAAACCAA